GUGCAAGUUUGCGCAUGCGCCGAAUGGCGAAUCAGUGACUAUUUCUUUGAGUUAGAUAUUUUGUAAUUAAGAAAUUUUAUUAUUAGUCAGUAGAUCAUUUAUGCCUGUGUGUGUAAAUAAUUUUAUAUUUUAGUUCUCACGUUCUUGUUUGAAAUUUCGAUUAUUGUUAUUAAAGGAGUGUUAAAGUGUAACAUUGGUGGCCAUUACAAAACCUAAACUUUUAUCAGGACAAAUGUCCAUUUGAUGUUUCGGCGACGUUGUGACUAAUCUCAAAGCUAUCUGAAACUGUGUUAAAAAUCUACAAAAGUAACUACGGAGAAUACUUGAGUGAUGUAAAUGGUGACACAGCUACCAUAUUAAUAAAUUGUUUCAAAGAUCUUGCCGAUCAACAAAUUGGGAUUGACUUCUAAAAAUCAACUGUCAAUUGUUACAUUAAAUUUUAUUUAACAAUAAAUACAAUUUCUUUUAGAUAAUUAGUAAUCAUAAAUGAGUAAUUAGUUAUGGAUUGAUCCAGGCUUCGCUGCAUUCCGGUGUAACAAAAAUGAUUGUGAGAUAAAAUUAAUAGUGGUACAGUAAUAACAGUAUUACUACAACAUAAAUCUGUUUUAUACAAAAACAAAAGUGUAUGUCUGGAUUUUGGUAUGGCGAUGCAUCGCCGAUUGUGUUCUUCUAAUAUUUGGUGACAUGGGCUGCAUUGCUGCGGCCCGUACAGACGCUGGGCACAAGCAGUGAUCGCGCGUGCACGGCCAGGGCCUGCACAAUUCAUCUAGUAUUAUGAACAAACGAGAUAGCAACAAGGACAAGGACCGCCAGAACGAGGACAAGAGAACAUCUACCGCGACCGGUGCGGUGGGCGGGCGCGGCGGGGGCGGAAGCAACGCGAUGCACACCUCAAGGUACUCGGUCACCUCGUCCUCGGGCGUCCUCAUGGUCGGCCCUAACUUUAGGGUCGGCAAGAAAAUUGGUUGCGGCAACUUUGGUGAACUUAGACUCGGGAAAAAUCUCUAUAACAGCGACCAUGUAGCGAUCAAGAUGGAGCCUAUGAAGUCCAAGGCUCCGCAAUUACAUCUAGAAUACAGAUUUUACAAAUUAUUAGGGACGCACGCGCCGUCGACUGCAGAAGGUAUACCGGAGGUGUAUUACUUUGGUCCUUGCGGUAAAUACAACGCUCUCGUAAUGGAGUUGCUCGGGCCGUCGCUCGAGGACCUAUUCGAUCUAUGCGGCCGUCGGUUCUCUCUAAAGACUGUGUUAAUGAUCGCUAUGCAGUUGUUAUACCGCAUCGAGUAUGUCCACACGAGACACCUAAUAUAUCGCGACGUGAAGCCAGAGAAUUUUUUAAUAGGUAGAACUGCAACAAAAAAGGAGAAAAUCGUGCACAUCAUUGAUUUUGGUUUGGCCAAAGAAUAUAUAGACUUAGAGACAAACAAACAUAUCCCAUAUCGGGAGCAUAAGUCGCUCACAGGGACUGCUAGAUACAUGUCAAUAAACACACAUUUAGGAAAAGAACAAUCGAGACGUGACGACCUAGAGGCUCUCGGACAUAUGUUUAUGUAUUUUUUACGUGGUUCCUUACCCUGGCAAGGUUUAAAAGCUGACACACUCAAAGAAAGAUACCAAAAAAUUGGCGACACUAAACGAGCGACCCCUAUCGAGGUGCUAUGCGAGGGCCACCCCGAGGAGCUGGCGACGUACCUGCGCUACGUGCGGCGGCUCGACUUCUUCGAGACCCCCGACUACGACCAGCUGCGAAGGAUGUUCCGGGACCUGUUCGACAGGCGCGGAUAUAUCGACGACGGAGAAUUCGACUGGACCGGAAAGACAAUGUCGACUCCUGUCGUGUCCGGCUCGACUGGUCAGGAAAUCGUGAUCUCACCGAACCGAGACAGUCACCAGCCGUUCAACAAGAUGGGCACGUUGGCCGCCAAGGAGUUCGGCACAAGCGGCACGACUAAUACCGGGAAUUGGCCUCAUAGCGGCAAGGCGACUCCGCUGACGACGGGGCAUCUGACCCCCGCUGACAGGCACGGCUCCGUACAGGUGGUGAGCUCGACCAAUGGCGAGCUUGGCGCCGACGACCCGACGGCGGGCCACAGCAACACGCCCAUCACGGCGCCGCACCACGAGGUCGACGUGAUUGACGACACCAAGUCAGUUUUCCAACUGCAAUCGGUUUAUUCCAGGUGCUGUUGUUUCUUCAAACGUAAAAAGAAGAAGUGCACCGCGCGCGCGGGCAAGUGACGCGGGACCGUCGCGUGACGUCACCGCGCCCGCCCACGACCGCCGCGCUAACCGCCGCCGCCGAACCACACCGCACCCGGUCACCCGGACCGCGGCUCGACAUUACAAAGCCUAAGAUCGGAAUGAAUAAUCGAGAAAACUAGCGAAAAAAAUUCAAUACGGAACCCUGAAUAUUUAUCAUAGAGUAAGAAUAAGACUCCCUAUUUAUUUAAGCUACAUUUUUUAAAUUUUUUUUUAAAUAAAACUUACAUAGUAAAAUGGGGUCUUAUCGAUAUUUGUAUCACACUAGCGAGCCCUUCAGGCUGUGAUGUCACUGGAAAACUUGAAUGUGAUGGUAACGCCAUCUACCGGGUCUAAUUGUAAAUCGAUAUCAUCCAAGGAUCUAAUCAAAUAUAUACAAUCAGUCUAAGAGUUCAGUUACUAACACACGUACUGAAGAAUUGUAAAUGUAAAUUAUAAAUUGGGUCAUAUGGAUAUAUGUAUCAAACUAGCGAGCCUUUCAAGCUGUGAUGUCACCGGAAAACUUGAAUGUGAUGGUAACGCCAUCUACCGGGUCUAAUUGUAAAUCGAUAUCAUCUAGGGAUCCAAUAAAAUAUAUAUAACCAGUCUAAGAGUUUAGUUACUAACACAUUUGAGUUAUAACGUAUUGAAGAAUUGUAUAUGUAAAUUAUAACUCGACUACAAUUAGUAAUGUUUUAUUAAAAAGUUUAUAAUAUUAUGUAUAUCCGAUCUUAUAUUUGUAUUGUCGAGACCGCUAUUGUACUAUUCCACUCGUGGUUGCUCGUAAAGUCGAUUAUGAUUUGUCUGCUUCAAAACUAUUAGUAUCGAUUCGAAUCGAGUGUUAUAUCGAUUAAAAGAGAUUCGAUUAAAAUGUUACAAAUGUGUUAAUAGGGUCUGUACGCUCUGUAUUUAUUGAAUUAUAUAAUUUACACUAUCAACAAUCGAUCCAUAGUCAAUAAGCGAGUGAGCAACCGGGGUGACUGUAAAUAAAUUAUUUUGCAACAAACACACAGGCCGAACCCCAAAAUCACUUAGUUCUCAAAUUAAUAUUCGCAAGUGUCAGGCAUCCUUGAUUAGUUAGUUAAAAAGGAAAAUUAAUCGAUACAAUGUUCUAUUUUUGGACGAAUGUGAAAAUAGAACAAUUUUGUUGUUUGUUUUUUUUUUUUGAAAUAUUUAAAUCGAAUAUCAGAUUUUAUAAUGACGCGGCCAUUUUACCUGGUCCCAAAUUUAAUAAGCCGUUUCUUGUUAAAAUAAUACGUAAACAAUUUUUAGGCUGAAAAUUUAUUCACAGCGUGUUUUCUUUAUGAAAAUAUUUUAUCGAAAACAUUACCCUGUGAUAUUCUCGUUCUAGUUCUGACAUAAUCAACUGACUGAAUAUCUCUUGUCUGUCGCUGUCCGUGAAGACGACAGCCUGUCACGAUGCUGUAGAAGCGUGAAGCUAGAUUAAAAUUCGACUUUAAACACGUGAGAAUAAGACGCAAUUUGGGGUGCUGAUCAUUUCGGGAAACAUUCAGUUACCAAAGCAAAUGGGCGUAUGAUAUUCUAGUUAGGACCUGCAGUCGGCGUGUUUUUUUGUUCCCGUCCGUUGAGAAUUACGUUUGCGUUCGACCGUAACUCGAUUAUUUGUGUGUCUGAUGUUCGAUACGAGAUCACUGCGGCUCGUCGAGCCAGUAGCAGAUGCGAUGUCCAUUCCAGCGUGGUCCGAACUAAUUCUAUGUGUUGUUCAGGCGAGCACCGUUGCGGUAUGUGUGUCGCCGGCCUUAGCCGCGUCGCGAGACUGUAUACAGGAUGUUCGAAAUUGUGAUUCGGGUUUAUAAUAAAAAAAGAUUACUGGUGGUAGGACCUCUUGUGAGUCCAAGCGGGUGGGUACCACCACCCUGCCUAUUUCUGCCGUGAAGCAGUAAUGCGUUUCCGUUUGAAGGAUGGGGCAGCCGUUGUAACUAUACUUGAGACCUUAGAAGUUACAUCUCAAGGUGGGUGGCGCAUUUGCGUAAUUUCUAUGGGUUCCAGUAACCACUUAACACCAGGUGAGCUGUGAGCUCGUCCACCAAUCGAAGCGAAAAAAAAUAAUUAAAAAAAUAUUCGACUGAGACAACCCUAUGGAUCGUUCCCGUGAAGGGUUUCUGUUUUUUUUACUCUAGCUUUGGUUCCACAGCGAGAUAACUAAAGCUGGUGACACACAUCCGUCCCUAAUUAUACAUAUAAAUACAUAGCUAUUCACUAGUGUCGCUUCAUACCGUAUAGUGGAGCGGUCAAAUAUUAUUUUUUUACGUUAUCUGUCGUUUCGUAAUUCCUGCGAGGAGAGCAUUGUAUUUUUUUUUUUUUUGUAUUUUUUUUUUGUAUAUUUACAUAAGCAAUGAAUUACCAUAACGUGUGAGAUAUUUGCGACUUCGUAAUAAGUCUGUGUGUGUUGAGGGUACGUCCGCUGGAAAUGGCGGCUCGGGUACUAAAGUUGAGGGUACAUUUAUAUUCCGAUGUCGGUUGUGACGCGGCGAUCGCAUACGACUGAAGUUUUUUUUUUUUUUUUUGUUACUUAUUGGAAUGUAAAGACGUCAAACUGCGUACUCCCUAAAACAUUUUCGCAUAAAAUCACAAUGUAGUUAGUUGUAAACGUUCACCGAUACAGCCAUUGUUUUUAGUAAAUACGAAACCGUAAUUGCUUUUUUAGUUGAUUAGUAGAUAGUUGAUCGAAUUAUGGUAUAGUUGUUGCAAGGUACGAUAGCGCGCCGCCCUUCGAUGUGUGAGUGACCAAUCUGUAUACGCGUCAAUAUAGGCUAUACUGGACGUUAGAAGACCGCUUCCGAAAUAGAAGACAGACGAUAGUACUAAUGACACCUUUGAUGAUGGGACGGAAUACAAAAAGCGAUUCUAAUUAAAAAAAUGUCAUAUUUAUAAAACGUUUACUAGUAUUAUUUACGCUCUAUUAUGUUAGUACAGCUAAAUGGCCGAUUGUUUCAAAAAAAUACAUUACUAAAAAACCAGCAAUGAAACACAAAAUCAAAAACAGCUGAUGCUCGGGUCAACGAACGCCCGGGCGCGGGGUUUCUUUUACACGCACACAGGCGCGGCGCUGAUAGAGAGAGAGAGAGUAUUCUUUAUUGUGCACCAACAAAAGAAACAAUGCGAAAAGAAUCGCUUGGAAACUAAUAACACGCGGUGUACCAAUCAAAUUCAAAUUCAAAUUGGAAUUCGAUAUUAUCGAUUACAACAACAAAUAAAGACCACGCGCGUUCGUACUUUGCAACAACUAUAUUGUUGUUGGUCUUAAAAGUUGUAGGUGAAUUGGACUCAGUAUUGUUGAGGUGAUAUGACGAACGCCCUCUGUCCGAAGUAGUGGUACCAAAAUGUUUUGGCAAUUUUUUUAUUUUUUCAAUUAAAAUCAAUUUCAAAGCCGGUUAGUGAUGUGGAAAAUAUGAUGAUUAGUUGUUCAAUUGUCCGAGAUAAACUAUAAGUUUUUUUUUUGUUUAUGUAAUAUGUGUUGUGUUUGGUAUGUACUAAAAAUAAAGUUUUAUCGGAUGUCACGUAUUUAUAUAAUUUAUUGUAGUAGUUUUAGUUUAAGUAUCUCGGGUGUACGUGAGUAGGGACAGGUCGAGUGCGCGAGUCGCCCCGCGGACGAACCCUACGUCAUAGUUCUAUUUAGUCAAUUUCCAUGAGCUAAGUUCCGUCUGCGCGAGUUGCCUGCUCCGUUCCCAAGACGCCGCUUAUCAAUAAAAUAAAAUUAUUUAUGCAUUACUUACUACAUUUAGUUUAUGAGCUGACAACACUGAAUCGAACGCGCAGUCGUCAGGGGAUGCGUACGUUAGAGUUUUAAUUAAUUUGUGACAAGUCUUUUUUGUUUUUUUUUUGUUUAAUGAACGCUGAUUUUCCACUUGAUUACGGUGACAUUAUUAUAAUAUUGAUCGUGCAAUAAUUUAUGUAUAAAACCGAUGGAAUAGUUUUAACAGAGACGCGUGUGCGUUUCGGUUCGCUGCGUCCAGCUAGUCCCAAGCGAACCGGCAACUGUAUUCCUACAAGACUGAGUGAGACAUUUCAACUAGGGGCACGCGACUCCGCGCCGAAGUCAAUUGUGAUGCGGUCGGCUUUUUAGGGACCCCGUUCACGGCGACUUUUCGUAGCGAUGCUGCCGCGUUUUGUAAGCGCGCUUAUGCAUCGCUACUAUCGCGCGUUGAUCGCAUUUGUAACGUGCGAAAGAAUCGAUGCGGACGCGCGGCUGUAUCGAUAUACAUGCGCGAUAGCAUCGCGACUGUAUCGCUGCAAACGCGUACACACAUUUCUGUGUAGGAUCUGGGCGAUCGCCCACUAUGUUUCUCGCCGGAUCUUCUCAGUGAAUCGCGUUUCCGAUCUGGUGGUAGAUUCUGCGAAGCACCGCUCUUGCUGGGGCCAAUGUUAGCAAAAUCUCUCAGGUUGAGCCCGUGAGCUCACCUACACGUCAAGAAGUUGAAAUAGCCUCUCAAGGUUAUCAGCACAGGUAGGAAAAAAAACUGGGCGAACUGUAUCGAUGAGAACGCGCGAUAGCAUCGCUACUGCAUCGCUACAAAAAGUCGCCGUGGGCGAGGGCUCUUAGUGUCGAGCCGCGCCCCGCCCCCAGGGGCUCCGCACCGACUCGCAGUCUACCGUGUUUUGUCCCUUUCGAACCUCUUCAAACCGGGCUUCUAUACUUGGGCCAUUAUAAACAUGCGAACCGAGUCAUAAAACAUUACUUCAAAGGAAUGUGACAAUAUCGAUUAAUCGAUCGAAUUAUCGAUAAAAAGAUGCCGCUCGGGUUCAGGUAGUCAGAUGACGUGCUCGUUGAUGACUGGUGCAUGUAAAUUGUAGGUUGUAGACCUUUGUUUGUAAAAAUUGUGUUGGUUAUCGUUAGACAAUCCUACGCGAACCAAGGAAGCGUUAUUCGAUAACUUAACUUUGUUAAAAUUAAAGGGCCAUAUUAACGCCCAAACUCGUUCGGUUAUUCAUAAUGUGUUGAUAGUAUUUAACGAAUUAAAAAGUGAUUCUGAAAAAAUAUUUUUUAAAAAUUAAAAUAACGUUUUUUUUUUUGUAAUUAUAUUGAUUUUACACAUACAACACUAGUAGUGUGAGCGAGAGAUCCGAUAUCCCUAUAAGUGUGAGCGAGAUGUCUGAGAAAAAUGAUUUAGGACUCAGUUCGCACGUUUGUAACGGCGCAAGUUAUAGUGAGAAAGAGAAAUGACGGUAUCUGUUGUCGCCCGCUUGGAUCGUAAAUAGACUGAGUCAAGAGAGAAAGGCGCGCGGCCGCCCCGCCGGCGCCGCACGUGUAUAAAUUGUUUAUAAGCCGCGCCAAUAAAGAAACGAAUCGAAAAUGCCGUCUAUGUACCUGCACUGACAGAUGGUAGGGUCAACAAUUAAAAAGAAAGAUAGUAAAAGAAGUUGUUUAUUGUAAAAAAUAUAAAAAAAAAUGAGAAUGUAGUUUAAUUUACUUUGGUGCCCCGGCAGAGGGGGAGGUGUCUCAUCUGGGAUGCAACUUGCGUAGACACUUUUGCUGCCAGUCAAUCUAAGUCGAUAUUUUUUAUAUUUUUUUUGCAUGCAGUACGCACCGUGUGCGACUAAAGACAGCAAUAGCUUAGAGUGAGAGCGCAUGAUCGCCGCCGCCAUUUUAGAUUCGCUUCUUUAUUGGUGCGGCUUAAACAGAUUUAGAAUGUUAGAAAUACAUGUGUAUAUUUUUGCUUGGACCGGAAGCGGCAGAGUUUCGACAAGCGUGUUUCGCAUAGGAGUAAGGUUUGUAGAUGUCGCUGCGGUCGGCGUUGUCGGUUGCUCUAAAGUUUUUAUAAAGUAUUUUUGAUUAGUCACCGUUUUGUAGUCAUCACAAAAUUGUAUCCCGUGCAUUAGGAGUUAUUCAUUUGGCUAUUGGUAAGUUCAAAUGUUUUAUAUAUGUAUGUAUGUAAACAAUAAAAAUAACAUCUUGUUGUGUCGUUUUCAUAUUUUAGGGGGGGAAGGGGGAGUGAAGAUAAUACGAAUAUUGUCGUUUAAGUUAACGGAAAUAUUUAAAAUUAAGAAAAAAAGUAAUAAGAAUACAGUUUAAUAUUGGUUUAUUUUUCUUCGUUUGGUAACUUAUUGUGAAAUAUUAAAGUAUUCUUGUGGUUUGAUUGAUCGUUAAGAUUAUUUUACGAUCGUGCAGCGAUAAUCAAAUGUAAACAAAAAAAAAACCUUGUUUCGAAAAAAUGAUGAGCUGUGUAACUAAUUGUUACUUUCUAUUUGCUAGAUAGAAUAAUCAAAUUAGAUCGGGUAUUUAAAAAAAAAAUGAAGUCAAAUUGUGUGAUCUUUUAUUAAGCGAAUGAACGAUUUUUGCUCCGCGAUAUUUAAUGUGAAUGAAUUGAAUGGAUGUCUCGUGAUAAGCACCGACUCGGAAAUUUCGGAAACAACCUCCGUAACGAAGUUUUAUAGAAAUGUUAAGGCUGUUAUUUUAAUACGAACAGUUUGAUGCUCGAGAAUCGUAAUGUAACAAAGUGCUUUGAUCUCAAGGGAAUUACUGAAUUUAUAGUUGGUGUUUAUUGUCGGUCGACGUUUCACCCAAAAAUCGUUAUGUUGUGAAGAAUGUAAGGUUGGAUCCGGGUUCUGUGUGUAUUAAAUUAGGUAAUUAUAUCAUGGAGCGAACUGAAUAUAUAUAUCUUCGCAUUUCUGUGCGAUAAGUUUUUUUUUUUUCAAUUUUUUUUGUUCGUAUUAAUCAAGACUUACCCGCUAUCUUAUAAUGCACAUUAUUAUUUAAUUUUCGUAUUUCGUCUUCAUUCAAUGUGAUUGAGCGUGUGCACUAAUCAUGUGUUGGACGUCGCGCGUGUGGGACGUCGAUAUAUCGACGACAGUCACUUUGUUCAGAAUUCAUGUGGCAAUAUUCUAUUUGGGUAGUUAAUUUUAAAGUUUCGCUUACUAAGUAAGUCAUGUUCAGUCGCUCGGCUUGAAGACGCACGAGGAAGGUUUUUGAGCUAUAGUUAUUAAAUUUAUGUAUUUAUAAUGCAAUGAUGCUUUUGAAACUGAAUUGAAUUCUUAUUGUAAGUAUAAAAAUUAAUAUUAAUAUUCAUAGAAAAAAAAAAAGAGUUCUCAGUGGUUUUUCUUUUCUUCUUCUGUAAUUUGUAUGGUUAAACGAUUUGCGUACGCAAUUUGACUUGUAUUCAGUUAAGGUCACAACCCUGUUCAAAAGAUACGAAAAUAUUUGUUAACUCAUAAUUAAAUAAAGCUUAUUAUAAGAUA
Molecule: messenger RNA, 9435 nt
Organism: Bombyx mori (domestic silkworm)
Lineage: Eukaryota; Metazoa; Arthropoda; Insecta; Lepidoptera; Bombycidae
Gene: gish
Product: casein kinase I
Exons: 13
Coding region: 775-2238 (487 amino acids)
Biological process (GO): peptidyl-serine phosphorylation; signal transduction; endocytosis
Cellular component (GO): cytoplasm; nucleus; plasma membrane
Molecular function (GO): ATP binding; protein serine/threonine kinase activity
Source: RefSeq, a predicted model, not a curated record